GAAUAACAAUAUCCAGAGCACAACUCCAUGGCUUGAAACAUAUUUAACUGAAAGCCCCACGUAUUGUUUCACUGACAAUAAGGAAGUUGGACAAUGUGUUAAAUUGUCGGAAUGUAAGGACAGCAACAAAUUCGACUUGCAAAGGAAACCUAUUUAUAGAAACUUCAGCUGCGACUACUUGAAGAUAUGCUGUCCAACUAUGCAAUUGAUGACUCCAACUUCACUGCCGCCAAAGAGGGCAGGUUGUGGAUGGAGCAACCCCGGCAGCUACGUAUUCCGCGACUCUUCAAAGACAUACGCCGAGCUCGGGGAGUUUCCUUGGAUGGUUGCUUUGAUGAGGAACAACCAGGACCAAGAUUGGAAUCCAAAGGAUGCCCUGGGAGGUGGAAGUCUGAUCCAUCAUUCCGUGGUCAUGACGGUCGCCCAUAAUCUCAAUGCUAUCAAUAACGACCCAUCUUUGAUAAAAUGCCGUCUUGGCGAAUUGAAUAGGCUGAAUACGAACGAAAUUUAUCCCCACCAGGACAGAGAUGUCAGGAAAGUCCUUGUUCAUGAACAGUUCUCUUUAUACCCGCUAACAUACGACCUUGCCCUAGUUUUUACAUCGUCUCCAUUCGAUCUGAGCUAUCCCCAUGUGGGGAUUGCCUGUUUAGGUCUCAAUGAGCCUGAACCGGACGCUAGUUGUUUUAGCAUGGGGUGGGGUAAGGACUUAAAUCAUGGCAAUAAAUAUGCCAUCUCGUUAAAGAAGGUACCAUUACCAAUAGUUGACCAAUGUACUUGUUCAUGGGUUUUACGAGGUGUGGUUGAUAUGUUCUGGUUAAAAACCUCAUUUAUAUGUGCUGGAGGAAGGAAUAACUUUGCCACACGCACUGGUGAUGAAGGCUCAUCACUUGCUUGUCGCACUUCGAGCGAUGGCGCCCCACCUCGUUACACAGUGUACGGUAUGUCUGCAAUUGUGUGGCAGCGAAAAGGCGUCGACUGUUGUUUAGAACUACCCGCCCUAUACGUCAACGUACCGGUGAUGCUUCCAUGGAUCACUGAUAAAUUUUAUGACGAGAAACUUGACCUUACGUUCUUCGCUUAAAAAUGUAUAAGUUAAAUAUUUUCAAUGAGCCACGGUCUAUGCGCUAUUAUUAUUAUGUAGAUAAACACACUAUAGUCCAUGCAUUUUAAACUAGGUCGUCGGCCAAUAAAUGUCACUUACAUUAUGAAUGCGCACGCAAUGCAACCCGUUAUCGAUACUUCCCUUCUUUAGCUCUCUGACUUCGACUGAUGAGGAUUUUUGAAGAACUAAGAAAUAUCCCUAGAAUCAGUAAGCGAUAAGAGACAUUAAUUAUAAGAAACAAUCUGCGCUUAUUAAAUGUCAAAGUUAAAAUAUACCGAAAAAAAUACUUAUGAAAGUAGAAUUCCCGAGUUACAGGCCGUGUGCGCCAUUAAUACUAACUUGGAUAGAACGAAGCGAGACUUAUGUAACCCAACAUUAGUUAAGUUACAUAUAAAUAUUUUAGUAACUAAUUGAAAGCGUAAACAUAAUGUAAACAAUAAUCACACUUGAUAUGAGCCCUUUAGUUUUUAAAACACUCAUAAAUUGUAUUUUAACAUUCUCGUUUCCGAUAAUGUCCAAUAACAUAAGUGUCAUUUAGAUUUAUGAAUCCUUAGAUAAGCCAAAUUCGUUUUUGUUAACCCCUUCUUUUUGUGUUAGUUAUAAGCUUAUGUUAUAAACCAUUAAACUUAGUUUUUACCCAGCUUCAA
This is a messenger RNA of Pieris napi, 1749 nucleotides long. Its product is annotated as phenoloxidase-activating factor 2-like. NCBI's taxonomy places the organism in Eukaryota, Metazoa, Arthropoda, Insecta, Lepidoptera, Pieridae. The record is from RefSeq and is a predicted model, not a curated record. The transcript is spliced from 8 exons. Gene Ontology annotation, molecular function: serine-type endopeptidase activity. Bases 200 to 1081 code for a protein of 293 amino acids. Gene Ontology annotation, biological process: proteolysis.